Messenger RNA from Darwinula stevensoni, 2271 nucleotides. NCBI's taxonomy places the organism in Eukaryota, Metazoa, Arthropoda, Ostracoda, Podocopida, Darwinulidae. The record is from the annotation of a GenBank genome assembly.
UUUUUUCUAAAAAAAAAAAGGUUCAGUAUAUGGUUCUUCAAAAUCAAUAACAUGCCAAAGAAAUGGAAGGCGAAGUCGAACACAAAGGCUUCACCCAAAAAUGGUGGGGAAGAAGACCUAGAAGAAGAUCUUGAGAACAUGACCCUUGAUGAUGAUGAUGAUGCAGCUCUGGACUCUGCCACCACUGGCAAGACAGAAGAUGCCAUAAACAAUGGAGAAUCUUUGGAUGCAGGUGGUGAUGCUCUUCAGAAGUCAAAAUUAAGUCAUAAGGAGAAGAAGAAGAUGAAGAAGCAAAUGGAGUUUGAACGGCAAAUGGAAGCUCUGACGAAGAAGGGUGGCACAGGGCAGACAGAGCUGGGAGAGAACUUUACUGUCUCCCAAGCAGACAGGACAUCAGGGCGAAAAAUAAUAGAUUCUCAAAUGGAUAAUGCUGUGGACAUCAAGGUAGACAACUUCAGCAUUUCAGCACGUGGACAAGACUUAUUUGUGAACGCCUCACUUCUCAUUGCCCAAGGGAAAAGAUACGGCUUAGUAGGUCCAAAUGGGCAUGGGAAGACCACACUUCUGCGUCACAUUGCCUCAAAAGCAUUGAACAUCCCUGCAACCAUAGAUGUCCUGUACUGUGAGCAAGAAGUGGUUGCUGAUGACACACCUGCAGUUGAAGUUGUGUUGAAGGCUGAUGAGAAGAGAACUCAGCUUCUUGAAGAAGCAAAGCAGCUUGAAAUAGAGCAAGAAAAAGGGAAUACCAAGGUUGCGGAGAAGCUAAAACAUGUGUAUGAUGAGCUGAAGGCAAUAGGGGCAGAUUCAGCAGAGCCAAGGGCUAGACGAAUCUUGGCUGGUCUGGGUUUCACCAAAAGCAUGCAGAAUAGGCCCACAAAGAACUUCUCUGGAGGUUGGCGGAUGCGUGUCUCUCUUGCCCGGGCACUCUUCAUUGAACCCACUCUCCUGCUGCUUGAUGAACCAACAAAUCAUCUGGAUUUGAAUGCUGUCAUCUGGCUGGAUAAUUAUCUGCAGGGCUGGAGAAAGACUCUCCUGAUUGUGUCUCACGACCAAAGCUUUUUGGAUAACGUGUGCACUGAUAUCAUCCAUUUGGAUCAACAGAAGCUCUUCUAUUACAAGGGAAACUACUCUGCCUUCAAGAAAAUGUAUGUUGCCAAAAGGAAGGAGAUGAUCAAAGAGUAUGAGAAGCAGGAGAAGCGUCUCAAGGAAUUGAAGAAGGGAGGCCAGUCUACAAAGCAGGCGGAGAAGAAGCAGAAAGAUGCUCUCACACGAAAACAAGAGAAGAACCGGGGAAGGCUGCAGAAAGACUCUGAUGACACCCAAGGACUAACAGAGCUUCUGCAAAAACCCAGAGAAUACAUUGUGAAAUUCCGCUUCCCCGAUCCUCCUCCCUUGCAGCCACCUAUUCUAGGGGCACACAAUGUUAUAUUUGCAUACCCAGAUCAGAAACCUCUCUUCAAAAACUUGGAUUUUGGCAUUGGCAUGGAGAGUAGAGUAGCCAUAGUAGGCCCAAAUGGAGUUGGGAAGUCAACAUUUAUCAAGCUGCUGGUUGGUGACCUCACCCCACAGCAAGGGGAAAUUCGCAAGAACCAUCGUCUUAGAAUAGGACGCUUUGAUCAGCACUCUGGUGAACAUCUGACAGCUGAGGAGUCUCCUGUAGAGUAUCUGAUACGCUUGUUUGACCUUCAAUAUGAGAAAGGAAGGAAGCAGUUGGGCAGUUUUGGUCUCCCUUCAUAUGCACAUACUAUCAAAAACAAGGAUCUGAGUGGAGGUCAGAAAGCCAGGGUGGCACUGGCUGAACUUACACUCAAUGCACCAGAUGUUCUCAUCUUGGAUGAGCCUACAAACAAUCUCGACAUAGAGUCCAUCGAUGCCUUGUCCGAGGCAAUCAAUGCAUACCAUGGAGGAGUCAUCAUUGUGAGUCACGACGAAAGACUCAUUCGAGACACGGAAUGUCAGCUCUGGAUCAUCGAAGAUCAAAACAUCAGUGAAAUAGAUGGAGACUUCGAUGACUAUCGUCGUGAAGUCCUGGAAGCCCUUGGCGAAGAAAUUAAAAAUCCCAGUGUCAUGGCGAGUAAGGCAGUUGAGCAAUGAGAGUUCUCAAUAUGGAAAUGAAUUGCUUGCACUCGUCCCAGUUUCCUAAUUCAUGUUUUCCACUCUAUUGAGAAAGGAAGAAGUAGGGAGAGUGCUCACAAUUGGUAUUUUCAUGCUGCUGGUUUCAUUAGAAAUGCAAUUUUCCGUAAAUAAAAAUAUUUUUCAGUAAGACUUACA